Bombina bombina (fire-bellied toad) is the source of this 1745-nucleotide messenger RNA. RefSeq names its product heterogeneous nuclear ribonucleoprotein A0 (gene HNRNPA0). NCBI's taxonomy places the organism in Eukaryota, Metazoa, Chordata, Amphibia, Anura, Bombinatoridae. The transcript has a single exon. Gene Ontology annotation, molecular function: RNA binding. The record is from RefSeq and is a predicted model, not a curated record. Bases 156 to 1103 code for a protein of 315 amino acids.
CCGGAAACUAGACACACGGCCAGGACCUUUGUGACGUACAAAGCAAGGCCAUAGGCCACUUCCCUUGCAGUUUUCCUAGAGCCGUUAUAACCAGCUUCUACAGCUACUUGCUCGCUUUAUCUUCGUGCUCAGUCUUUGUGUCACCCUUCAGCAACAUGGAUGCUUCACAGUUAUGUAAACUGUUUAUCGGCGGCCUGAAUGUUCAAACUACCGAAGAAGGCCUGAGGGAGCAUUUCGGGGCCUACGGACAGCUUACCGACUGUGUCGUGGUGGUGAAUCCCCAGACCAAGCGCUCCCGAUGCUUCGGCUUUGUUACAUACUCCAACUCAGAUGAGGCUGAUUCGGCCAUGGGGGCCUCUCCGCAUAUGGUAGAUGGCAGCAACGUGGAGCUAAAGCGAGCAGUGUCUCGGGAAGAUUCUGCCAAGCCUGGAGCACAUGCUAAGGUGAAGAAGCUGUUUAUCGGUGGUGUGAAGGAGGAGAUCGGCGAGGAUGAUCUGCAACAGCAUUUCAUCCAGUUUGGCGAGUUGGAGAAAGUAGAGAUAAUUGCUGACAAACAGUCCGGCAAGAAGAGAGGUUUCGGAUUCAUCUAUUUCACCGACCACGACUCUGCCGACAAGGCCGCAGUUGUCAAGUUUCAUUCUAUUAAUGGUCACCGCGUGGAGGUAAAAAAGGCAGUGCCCAGAGAAGAUAUCCAGGGCGGUGGUGGCUCCUCCAGACCUUUCCGUGGCGGCAGAGGUGGUGGUAGAGGCCGAGGCAGCGGCACAGGUUCUAGAGACCUAAAUGGUUUGUCAGGUGGAAGCAAAGGAGGCUACGGCGGCUAUGGUGGCUACAACAGCAGUGUCGGCCAGGGAUUUAAUUCCUAUAGUGGCGGCUAUGGUGAUCAGAUCGGUUACGGCAAUGGCUACAACAGCUUUGGAAGCUACAGUCAGCAGCACCAGUCUUCGUAUGGCCCCAUGAAAACCGCAGGCGGCGGCACCACAGGCACCACUUGGGGAAGCAGGGCUGGCAGCGCGGCCCCGUACAGAGGAGGAUAUGGGGCUGGCGGCGGCUAUGGCAGCAGCAGCUAUGGUGGUGGUGGUUCAUACGGUGGCAGCUCUUUCUAAACACGUGGAAGGCUUCAGAAAACCCAACAGACUCCGUCAUAUAUUUCUUUUUUUUUUGUUAGUCACAAGGGACUUUUUUUUUUUCUUAUGAUUCUUGGACCUUGGUCGUUUUUAUACUAGUACAACAUGCUAGAGAGCGGGAAGGUUGCUGUCUGUUUUUGAUUGCCUGCUUUGUUCGUCCGCAAACCAGGAGGAUGGGUGAUAAAAUGGACAGUGGGAAAAAAAAACUUUGUACGAGCCAGUGUUUAAAAACUUUUUUGCAGCUUCCCCAGGCUGCUUAAAGGAAAACAGAACUUUCUUGUACAUCGUUCUACAAUCCUGCUUUUUAAAUCAUUGUUUAUGACCUGAAGUCUAACCUAUUAUAUUUCCAUAGUAUCCUAAUGUCUUUUAUGGACUUCUUCUGUAGAAAGUCAGGAACCGUUUCUUUGUUGUGAGCCUUUUUAUAUGGGUAAACCUGCCUGUAUUUUUAUUUUAUUGUAGUAGGGUAAUGUGUUUCUUUUGCAUAAGAUCAUCCAAAGGAGUAGCUUAGAGUAACUAAAUCAAUUUCUGCUGCUCUGUCCAUAUACUUUUUUUUUAUUCAUUAUACUGUAGUUCUGGUGCAGUCCAGCUUAUUUCGUUCAUAUAAAACUUUGUGUUUACUUA